CUUUCAAACCCGCUCCUUUCCCGACUCCGCUUUUCUGUCCUCGCUUUCUCAAGGCUGUUGCGCAUCACAGCCACUCGGCACGCUGCCACCGUCAUCGCAUCCCCGCUUCGUCGCUUCGGUGCAUCUUCGGCCUUCCCUUCCCGCUCGUUACCCUCGUCUGUCUGCUGCAUUCGCAAGAUCUCUCAGUCCACCAUGAUGGUUCGCCUGUCUGCCGUGCUCCUGGCUGUUGCCCUCUUCUCUGCUGCCCCUCUUUCCCUGGCAGCCAAGCCGGUGCUCGAAGGCAGCUUUGUUGGUGAGCACGCACACGUGACGAACAUGGCGGGCAGCACGUGCAGACGCGUGUUUCUGGUGUGUCUGUGUGCGUGUGUUGGGCAGAUGCCGACAAGAGCGUGUCAGGGACCAUCCAGGUGCUGGAGGAGGAUGACGGCUCCUACUCGGUCAAGUUUAUGGACUACGAGACCUCUGACGGCCCCGACCUCUUCCUGUACGCACACACGCCACACGCUAUUCCAUGUAUCUUGCUUGGCUCAUCUGUGUGUGUGCGUGUAUGUGUUGUGUGUGUGCAGGUACUUCUCGCCCCAGGAGGGCGCUACUGGCAUUGGUGGCGGUGCGCUGAUGGUGGAGCUGGCGCCUGACGUCAAUGCUGCAGGGCAGGCCCUCUUCGAAGGGUGAGUCACUGAUUGCCUGACGCACCGACUCACAGAGAGAUGCAUGUGGAGGUUGGUUGGUGUCUGCCCACUGUGGUUCCUUCCUCUGCGUUUUGUGUUGGUUUUCCAUUCAGUGAGGCCAUGUCCAAGCUGCCGGCCGACUUCGACCCGGAGCAGGCCAAGCGGGCCCUCAUCUGGUGCCGGGAGUUCGCCGUGCUUUUCGGGUAUGCCGACCUGAAGCCCGUCGAGCGCCGCUCUCUGCGUGGAUAGAUGGAUGGAUGCAUCAACAGCAGAGAGGUGUGUGGUCACUUUUUGUGACCGUUGCGUGGAUGGGAUGCCGCGUAGACCUGAUGAUGUGCUUGUUUAGCGAGCGUGCAUACACACAUGGGUACAUACAUACAUAUGGGUAGGUAGGGAGAGAGAUAGGGAGAGAGGAGCUACACCCGCGUCGAUCCCAGCUGCUGAGAUGUGAUGUGUGAGGGAGAGGUACCGGCACGCCGACUGAGACCGUUUCUUGUUGCGGUGGGUAUUGAUUUUGAUUUAACACUGGUGUGUUGUUAAAUCAAGAUCCAUACCCAUGUCAACAGCAAACUGUCUCAGUAGAGAGGGAGGGCGGAUGGGGUGGGAUUCAUUUCUGUGGUGUGUGAGCACGAGAACAGAUGGGGGAUGGAUGGAUGGGUGAUGCAUUUGUGGUGUGUGGUUGAGUGAUUCGUCUGAUAGAGGCGAAUGCACUUGCUUGUGUGGUGGCUGACGUGAUGCUAUGGAAUGGACGGUAACACAUUCAUUGAUCUGAACCAGUGCGGACAGCAUGUAAAAUGAGACGACGCACAACAGUUGCGCACGCAUAAAGCAAAC
This is a messenger RNA of Vitrella brassicaformis, 1502 nucleotides long. Lineage: Eukaryota; Vitrellaceae. The record is from the annotation of a GenBank genome assembly.